Messenger RNA from Oncorhynchus tshawytscha (Chinook salmon), 4365 nucleotides. Its product is annotated as BDNF/NT-3 growth factors receptor. Gene Ontology annotation, molecular function: ATP binding; brain-derived neurotrophic factor binding; brain-derived neurotrophic factor receptor activity. The transcript has 18 exons. The record is from RefSeq and is a predicted model, not a curated record. Bases 643 to 3054 code for a protein of 803 amino acids. NCBI's taxonomy places the organism in Eukaryota, Metazoa, Chordata, Actinopteri, Salmoniformes, Salmonidae. Gene Ontology annotation, cellular component: axon; plasma membrane; signaling receptor complex. Gene Ontology annotation, biological process: trans-synaptic signaling by neuropeptide, modulating synaptic transmission; regulation of phosphatidylinositol 3-kinase/protein kinase B signal transduction; multicellular organism development.
GGACACCAACGCAUCUCGUCCGACCGAGACACUUCUAAACACAAGACCGCCGGUGAAUGACGGGGAGGAGAGCCCUUUAACCCCUGGCCAUCUGGAACAAGCAGCGUGGAAUCGGAACUAAAACAAUGGCUGGAGGGCGUAUUCUUGACGGCGAUCUAUAACAUGCUGUAUGUUUUGAUGUUGGUUGGCCUACCCGCGCCGCCUCCUCCUCAGUGCACUGCUUGAACAACGCAACAAUAAACGGUGUGCGUUUUCAGCUCCGUCGUCUCUGUUCAUUAUCUAUUCAUCCACGGCUCUGCCUCUGGCAGACCUGCACAGGACAUAGGGUUUUGUGUGGAAUUAUAAGUGCCAGUGUCAUCUGACUGAGAGAGAGAGAGGAGAGAGAGAGAGAGAGAGAGAGAGAGAGAGAGAGAGAGAGAGAGAGAGAGAGAGAGAAUCAUUGGCAUACACACACGUAGGUGUCUCAAUGUGAAUUUGAGUGACUGGCUGGAUUCUUGUGGAGAAGAACGGAACGGAUAAACCCAUUUUCAGCAUCUCACCCAUUUGCGCGGAGAGCGGCUAUUGCCUGCUCGUCUGGAUUGAGCAUUUGACAGCGUCUCUUUCUGCUGGAGCUUGGUUUAUCCAAGCCGUCCCUGGUCGGGCAUGGAGGGAGCCGAGAUGAGCGCCUUUCGGAGGGGUAGUGGGGUGUUUCUGUUCGGGUUGUGUUGCGUACUAAUGGGACUGUGGAGGCUCGGGACCGCCUGCCCCGCGUCCUGCUCCUGCAGCGGGACCAGGAUCGCCUGUGUGGACCAGGAGCGGGGUAUCAUGGCUUUUCCCGUGUUGCAGUCGGAGCUGGAGAUGGACAACAUUUCCGACAUAUAUAUUGCAAACCAAAGUAGCUUCUCGUCCAUCAAUGAUAAAGACCUGCAUUAUUACCGGAACCUCACGAAUCUAACUGUGACUAACAGCCGGCUUACCUAUGUAUCUCGACUGGCCUUCCAGAACAACCUCAAGCUUCAGUAUCUGAAUUUGAAAGACAACAACCUGUCAUCUCUGUCUUGGAGGAUAUUUCGACAUUUAAACAUAUCAAAUUUGAUUCUUUCAGGGAACCCGCUGCACUGUUCCUGUGAGAACAUAUGGAUGAAGCUGUGGCUGGGAGAGGAGGCCGAUGCUCAGGACCUCCAAUGUACAGCGGAGGGUGGCGGGAGGAAGCCCCUGACCAGGCUCAAGCUCCCUCACUGCAUGGUUCCCAUGGCGACUCUGAGCCCGUCCAAGGUGAUGGUGCAGGAGGGUGCUGAUGUGGUGCUGACAUGCAACACCUCUGGAGAGCCCUCUCCUGAGCUCAUCUGGAAAAUGACCCCACUCAUCUCCUACUAUGAGAUUGAGACCUCGGGCCAAGUGUCUGAGCUCCAUCUCUAUAACCUCUCCUCCCUGGACAACAACUGUAAGAUCACCUGCAGUGCUGGGAACAUUGUGGGCGAGAAUGAGUCCACAGUCCUACUUAACAUCCUCUUUCCCCCUAACAUCAGUAAGUUGAGUGAUGCCUACCAGGACCACCACUGGUGCAUCCCAUUCAGUAUGUCUGGGAACCCAAAGCCCGAGCUCCGCUGGCUGUUAGAUGGGGAGCCGGUCAUUGAGGGACCCUACAUCAUGACCAUGAUCCAUGACUUCUCUGAGAGGGAGUACCACGGCUGCCUGCAGCUGGAUAGCCCCACACACAUCAACAACGGACCGUACACCCUGCUGGCCAGCAACAAGUACGGACAGGACCGCAAGACCGUCAAUGCCCACUUCAUGCACAACCCCUUUGAGGGAGGAACAGUGACAGAACCUCUUUACUAUGACCCAACUACAGACGACACACCUCUAGAUCCACCGGAAGACAGAGUUGCUGUGUACGUGGUCGUAGGGAUUGCAGCAGUAGCCUUCACGGGUUUCCUCUUGAUGCUGGUCAUCCUAAAAUUCGGGGGGAACUCAAAGUUUGGAAUCAAAGGUGCAUCGUCUGUGAUCAGCAAUGAUGACGACUCAGCCUCUCCUCUCCACCAUGUGUCCAACGGCAGUAACACUCCGUCCUCCUCUGAGAUGGGCCCAGACGCCGUCAUCAUCGGCAUGACCAAGAUCCCCGUCAUCGAGAACCCUCAGUACUUCCGCAGCAACAGCAUGCUCAAAUCAGACACCUUUGUCCAGCACAUCAAGAGGCACAAUAUAGUUCUGAAGAGGGAGUUGGGAGAAGGGGCGUUUGGCAAGGUUUUCCUGGCCGAGUGCUAUAACCUGUCUCCUGAGCUCGACAAGAUCCUGGUGGCUGUCAAGACCCUGAAAGAGGCCAGUGAGAAUGCGAGGAAGGACUUCCAUCGAGAGGCCGAGUUGCUGACCAACCUGCAGCACGAGCAUAUCGUCACCUUCUACGGUGUGUGUGUGGAGAGCGACCCCCUCAUCAUGGUGUUUGAGUACAUGAAGCACGGGGACCUCAACAAGUUCCUCAGGGCUCACGGUCCCGACUCUGUGAUGAUGGGUGACGGUCCGACAAACCGACCCGUGGAGCUGACCCAGUCCCAGAUGCUGCACAUCGCCCAGCAGAUCGCUGCAGGCAUGGUCUACCUGGCCUCCCAGCACUUUGUCCACCGAGACCUGGCCACACGUAACUGUCUGGUGGGAGAGAACCUGCUGGUGAAGAUCGGUGACUUCGGCAUGUCCCGAGACGUGUACAGCACGGACUACUACAGGGUAAGUGUGGGCGGUCACACCAUGCUGCCCAUCCGCUGGAUGCCUCCAGAGAGCAUCAUGUACAGGAAGUUCACCACAGAGAGUGACGUGUGGAGUCUGGGCGUGGUCCUCUGGGAGAUCUUCACCUACGGCAAACAGCCCUGGUACCAGCUCUCCAACAACGAGGUGAUUGAGUGCAUUACACAGGGGCGUGUCCUGCAGCGGCCUCGCACCUGUCCCAAAGAGGUGUACGACCUGAUGCUGGGGUGCUGGCAGAGAGAGCCCCACAUGAGACACCACAUCAAGGAGAUCCACAGCCUACUGCUAAACCUAGCCAAAGCCUCUCCUGUCUACCUGGACAUCCUGGGCUGAGCGGCUGUGCGUGGGUGUCGUGGCGUGUGUGCGUAUGCGUACAUGCACGUGGCUGUACAAUACAAGAGUGAAUGAGUGUGUGCCUGUACGUGUGUGUCUAUUGAUGCACCUGUCCUUGAGUGUGUUUUAAGCUACGAUCAAACUCUUUAAAGGCAAUCAGAAGAUUCCCCAACUGUUCCCUUGUGCCCUCCCCUCUCCUCUCGAUCUCUCUCUCUCUCUCUUACUUUCUGCCUACUUCUACACUUUCAUGCAUCUCUUAACCUACCACCUUCUUCCUGCUCAAGAUACCUUAAGAAUGGUUUGCAGUGGGAAGGCUUCUCCCAUCAGCACAAAGAAUUUUAAACUGUGGCUAAGUAGUCUACAGUAAAUGGCUGAGGGCUCUAUACGAGCAGGCAGUGGGGGUUUUUCCCCAAUUGGUUUCUGCAAACGCCAUCCUUCUGUAUAUAAAACCCCUGAGGUCGAGAAGAGGUGCCUCCACUGCAGAUAGGCUGUUUCUUCUCUGUACAUAGAGGACCAGACAUCAGACCCCGCAAUGUCCUGCAAAGAGUUGAGAUGCGUUGCUCCAUGGAAGGAGACAUGGAAGCAACCAGACUGUUACUUACCCCUCAUGUCAACAAGUCAUGACGUAACAAGACAUAACAAGAUAUAGUAUUGCCCCUCAUGCUGAUGAGCAGCAACAAAUGACAUGCUAUUGUAUAACUGAAGCAAUGAUGAAAGUAAACUUAAAAGGGAGAUUUGUGGCUGUUCACCAGUGGGUGCUCUUCAGCUGUCUGUCUGUUGUCAUUGUCUGUGACUAUGUACACGAAAGAGGGUAUUUGAUACAUUUUGGGGGAUGAAGAUGUUUUCAUUCCCAUGUCAAGUGCUGAUGUCAUGUAAUUUAUCGAUGUAUGUGUCCAACAUUCUCGGACAAUCCUGAGACAGAGAGCAUGAGCAGGAUCUGUGUCAGAUCGCCCGUUCAUGGUCAGUGGCGAGGAUCUCCGUUUAGGCGUGGUUGGGUCAACUGUGGUAGAGUCCUGGCACACACACAUAUCCCCCACCCCCUACUACUACACACACACACUCAAAAGGCUUCUGCAGGAAAUUGAAUUCUGCAUGUUUUAUUAUUUUAGCCCCACAGUGCUUUAGCGACGGAGCCCCAGCCCUCGUCAGUAAUGGUGUAAUGUAUAUUUCAUUAAGGAGCUAAUGUUGGCCAUUAGCACAGUCUCCCCCUCAGACAUUUAAGACGUAUUGUUUAAUGGGAGAGAGGGAAAGGAGAUGAGGAAGUGGAGGAGAGAAAGACAGCUAGAUAGAGGGGUGGAGAGAGAGAGAGGG